CGGUCGGAAUUUGUUUGAAUUUUUAAAAUUUCAGAUUUUCUGAUGUGUUAGAAAUUUUGAUUAUUCCACCUUUGGCAAUGGGCUGACCGAAAAAGAACUCGGUUAUAGUACAAAGCAUAGGUACAACACCACCAUACACACACUUGUGUGUGCCCGCGAGUGUGUGUAGAAAUCAAAAUUUGCCUAUUUAUGAUGCAACACCAUCACACAUUCUAGUGUGUGCCCGCCAGUGUGUACAAAUACACAACAGUCCCUGCAUCAACUACACAGAAAUUGUUGCUUUGUGUUAGUAAUGACUGCACCGUGAUUCAUUAAAGGGUUCUUUUUGUGUUUGAGUAAUAUGAUCAAAUCUAAGCUUGACUUUUAGUAUCAUCGCCGCAUUUUAUUAAUGGUAAAUUGAAGCUUCUAGGCAGUUUCUUAUCAAUGACACACUAAUUUCUGUAUCUAUAAAUAUACAUUGACAGUUGGGUAGUUUCUGGUGGAAGCCAGCUUUUAGAUUUCGAGGAAAUAGUUGUUUAGAUUGUGUUUCUUCUUAGGCUUUUGAUGGUACAGAAACGAUACUUCUGGGAGGGGGGUGAGGAAGGCUCUGAUGUCCCUAAUCGUGACUCUAAGCGCAGAAAUGCCUCCAUCAGGGAUAUGAAUAAGAGUUCUAUGCAAGAACUUGUGAUCAAGUUGGAACCUUUUCUUCGGAAUUGUGUAAGUCAGGAGGUACAACGUGCAAUCAACUCUUAUCUGAGGUCUCCGCUCAAUCAGAUUGGUUCUUCUGAGGGAUCAAGGAACUUGCAGUUGCACUUUGAUGAUGAGUUACCUUCCACCCUGUUUACUGGUUGUAGGGUGGAGAAAGAGGACAGCACACUGGUUAAAGUAGUUUUGCGUGAUUCUAUGUCCAAGAGAGUUAUAACCUCUGGACCACUUUCCUCUAUAAAAGUCAGUAUUGUUGUGCUUGAUGGUGAUUUUAACAAAGAUGAUAAAGAAGAUUGGACACAGCAGGAGUUUAACAACAGAAUUAUACAAGAACGAGCAGGCAAAAGGCCACUGGUGACUGGGGCUGUGGUAUUAUCAUUGAGGGAAGGGAUGGGUUAUAUUGAAGAUGUCAGCUUUACGGACAACUCAAGCUGGAUAAGGAGUGGGAAGUUUAGAGUGGGAGCAAUUUCAAGUGAAGGAAGCAUUAGGGAAGGAAUGAGUAAUGCCUUUAAAGUGAAGGAUCAUCGUGGCGAGUCAUACAAAAAACAUCAUCCACCAUCAUCAGACGAUGAAGUUUGGCGAUUGGAAAAGAUUGCAAAAGAUGGUGCAUCUCAUAAAAGGUUGACUUCCCACGGGAUAUGCAAUGUGAAAGGCCUCUUGCAGUUGUACGUCACCAAUCCUUGCUCACUGCGCAAAAUACUCGGUGGUAAUAAGAUCUCAAGCAAGGCAUGGAACUCCAUCAUUGAGCAUGCUAGCGCUUGUCUUUUAGACGACAAUGAGCUUUAUCUGUAUAAGGCUGAGGAUGGGACUGUUCUUGUGCUCAAUUCCAUUUAUGACGUUGUAGGAGCAAAUUUUGAUGGUGGACAUUACCUAUCUGUAGAUAUGUUCAAUAAAUCUGAGCAGCUUUUGGUUGACAAUUUGAAGCAGCAUGUCUACAAAAAUUUGAAUUACUUGGUUCCCCUUGGUGACCAGUCAUUUGUUGCACACCCAUUGUUGCUGCCGAAUUUGCAAACUGGCUCUUACUGCAACCCAAGCAUACAGAACGUUAGUUUCCAAGUUGGACAAGAUCAAGUGGGAAUGCAGGUGAACCCUGGCCACAUGGAAAUUGCAUCAGCACACACUUAUGGGGUAGAAGACAGCAACCAGUUCAAGGUUUCUGGGGCUGGGACUUCUCAUCAGAUGGAUGCUAUCAAUUCUGUUUUGAACAGUGGCUUUGGUCUUACUAAUUCUUACAAUGAAAUUCAUACUGGUGGUGGAGACAGUUGGGAUUCCCCUGGUUCUUUGGGGCCAUUUGGUUUGACUGAUCAACUAGUCCUCAACGAUAACUUUCCGGUUGAGACAUCAGCAUGGCAGGAGAAUGGUUUUUUAAUGGCACCAGGAAAUCAAGCAUUUGGUGUUGUUUCUUCUGGUUUUGGCAUCGGUAUCUCAAGUAAUGGAAAGCCUAAAGCUUGUUGGUGCAAGAUUAGGGCUGUCAUUAAAUGGAGGAUGGUUAAAAGUAGCCGCCAGAAGAGUGGAAAAGCUUUCAAGCGUAGCAUUCAACUCAUAGCAUCCAGCUCCUGAAAAGGAGCAUGGUUCUCUUCAAUAGGUAUCUGUUCUUUAUUUCUUUGUAACAAAUUUAAGCAAGUCUCAUGUGCAUAAGACAUAAAUUUCUUUCUUAGUGCAAGGGUGCAUCAUAGGUAGGACUUUUCCUCGUCUCUUAAACUAGAGCAUGAGAUGACAAAUCAUAAACAUACCUAGGCAAAGUUUGGUUAGCUGAAAUGACAGCAAAUUUCUUUAUUAAGCUUCUUUCUUUUGUACACAGAGCUUGUAUUUGGUUCCACCCCCUUAAUGGAGAGGUGAAUAAUGUAAGGUGUGUUGUAAUGUAAGUUAUAAAUUUCAAGUCUUGGCUUA
Coffea eugenioides is the source of this 2574-nucleotide messenger RNA. RefSeq names its product calmodulin-binding protein 60 D-like. NCBI's taxonomy places the organism in Eukaryota, Viridiplantae, Streptophyta, Magnoliopsida, Gentianales, Rubiaceae. The transcript has 8 exons. Gene Ontology annotation, cellular component: nucleus. Gene Ontology annotation, biological process: regulation of salicylic acid biosynthetic process. The record is from RefSeq and is a predicted model, not a curated record. Bases 544 to 2244 code for a protein of 566 amino acids. Gene Ontology annotation, molecular function: calmodulin binding; DNA-binding transcription factor activity; sequence-specific DNA binding.